AUGUCUUCCUUGACAGGCCAAGAAUCUUCCAACACUCAACCUCGAAACCCAGUCAACUCUGGUGAAGACACUGCCGGAACUUUCAAAGGUGAUUCAAGCGUUCCAUUCAAGACGGGUGGGUCAACAGACCCUGCUGGCUUGAGCGUUUCAGCGGAUAAGUCUGCACCAGGCCAGCAAAACGCCUCAGGCACUUCGGAGCAACGCCGCGGAGAAGACGUGACGCAGAACACUAAGCAAGAGUACGAGGGGAGCAGCAGUGUGGGACAAAAGACAGGAAGCGAAAGUUUGAUUGAUAGUAUAGAGAAGAGCGUACACGAGGGCGAUGAGGCAGAUCGAAGUGGAGUAGAUGUCGGGCAAGUCAGUACUGGACGAUAG
This is a messenger RNA of Alternaria burnsii, 375 nucleotides long. RefSeq lists its product as uncharacterized. The coding region runs from base 1 to 375 and encodes 124 amino acids. The transcript has 2 exons. The record is from RefSeq and is a predicted model, not a curated record. Lineage: Eukaryota; Fungi; Ascomycota; Dothideomycetes; Pleosporales; Pleosporaceae.